Molecule: messenger RNA, 1564 nt
Organism: Tinamus guttatus (white-throated tinamou)
Lineage: Eukaryota; Metazoa; Chordata; Aves; Tinamiformes; Tinamidae
Gene: NAXD
Product: NAD(P)HX dehydratase
Biological process (GO): metabolite repair
Molecular function (GO): ATP-dependent NAD(P)H-hydrate dehydratase activity
Source: RefSeq, a predicted model, not a curated record
UGCUCCGACUAUUACCCCACCUCUCAGCCAGCCCAAAAGAUCAAAAAAGCGCCAUACAAAUUUAACACUGGAUAAAAUGAUGGAAAAAUUCCUGCAGCAAAGUGUGGAUACAGAAGAGAAGUUUUACAAAUAUGAAGAGCAGAGGCUCAAAAUUGAGGACAAGCGUCGAGAAGCUGAGCACGCUCGAGAGCUCCAGAUGUUACAAAUGUUGGGACAGAUGUUGGCAGGAAUUUCUUCUACAGUGUCACAAAGGUCGCAGUCUAUACCAGCAAGUCCACCUCAGAGAGCAAACCAUCGUUCAUAUGGGGAUAACUUUAAUUAUAAUGCUAUGGCAGCUGCACUUUCUCCACCGAUAGUUAUAGAGAGGUCUUUUUCACUGCACAAAACACACACUCUAAAGGAUAUGGAGAAUAUUUUUCAACUGGUGCGCAACGUUAUCCCUCCUCUAACAGGAAAAAGGCAUAAAGGUCAAGAUGGGCGCAUAGGCAUCGUUGGAGGAUGUCAAGAAUACACGGGAGCACCGUAUUUUGCUGCAAUUACAGCUUUGAAAGUGGGUGCAGAUUUAUCCCACGUGUUUUGUACCAAAGAUGCAGCAACUGUAAUUAAAUCAUAUAGUCCAGAGCUGAUUGUUCAUCCAGUUCUUGAUAGUCCCAACGCUGUCCACGAGGUGGAAAAAUGGUUGCCACGACUGCACUCAGUUGUCAUAGGACCUGGCUUAGGUAGAGAUGAUACUCUGCUUGAGAAUGCUAAGGGUAUUAUAGAAAAAGCGAAGAUCAAAGGAAUUCCAAUCAUUAUUGAUGCUGAUGGACUGUGGCUCAUUUCCCAGCAGCCUUCUCUUAUUCAAGGCUACCAGAGAGCUAUUCUGACUCCAAACUACAUGGAGUUUAGCAGACUAUAUGAAGCCAUGCUUAGAGACCCUGUAGACAGUAGUGAUCAUCAUGGAUGUGUGUUAAGACUCAGCCAAGCCAUGGGGAAUUUGACAGUGGUUCAAAAGGGAGAACGAGAUCUAAUUUCAGAUGGAGAGAAAGUUCUUGUGUGCAGUCACGAAGGAAGCAGCCGGAGAUGCGGCGGACAGGGGGACCUCCUCUCGGGUUCCCUUGGAGUCUUAGCACACUGGGCAUUUCUUGCCGGAGCAGAAAAAACGAAUGGUCUAAAUCCGUUUCUAGUGGCUGCGUUUGGAGCUUGCUCCCUUACGAGGCAAUGUAACAACCAAGCCUUCCAAAAACUCGGACGCUCAAUGACUGCCUCUGACAUGGUCUCAGAAGUUGGAACAGCUUUUAGCAAACUUUUUGAAACCUGAAGCCAAAGCAGCCGACAGGAAGAAAAGCAAGAACCAUCACUGCAAGAAUGAUUAUAUUUACAGUAGAAUUGACAUAAGUAAUGCACCCUUCCAAGUGCUGUAGCAGCAUUGGUAUGCUAGGUAGAUUUUUUUUUUCUUAUUUUUAAGAAUAGAAAAUAUGAUUAAUGUAGAUAUUUUUUAAGAGUUUGGAAUACAAAAAUGUUUUGGCUGAAAUAAGCUGUAGUUGCAGAUCUGUUAUAAUAUAAUAAAACUAAACUUAAAGUA